GCUUAAAGGACGACUUCGGUCUGAAAUACAGCGGUCAUUUGCGUUGAGUUUAUAACGUAAUUCUUGUGCGUGUAGACAAAUAUCCGUGUUUCCGUGACAGGACGAUGAGCAGUGAAAUUAUUUUUGAUACGAAUGCUUAAAACGUCCGUGUAGUUUAGUAGUGUAGUCGGUUAUUUUGUUUACUUGCAUUAUGUUUGUACGUAGACUCGGAUCAGUGCACUGCGCAUGCGCGUUAACUGGAUUUAACACGUGCAGAAGCGCUUCUCAGAUCAGACCCAUGGUGGUGUUGGGCAUCGAGACGAGCUGUGAUGAGACAGGAGCUGCUGUGGUGGACGAGACUGGGGAGAUCCGCGGAGAGUCUUUACACUCACAGAAACAAGUGCAUGUGAAAGCAGGAGGCAUCAUUCCGCCCGUCGCCCAGCGCCUCCAUCGAGAGAACAUUAGCAGAGUGGUGCAGGAGGCUCUGGACAGGAGCGGCGUUAUGGCGCGUGAACUCGCCGCCGUGGCCACGACGGUCAAACCGGGUCUGGCGCUGAGCCUCGGCGUUGGCUUACACUUCAGCCUGAAUUUCGUUAGACAAUACGAAAAGCCUUUCAUCCCCAUCCAUCACAUGGAGGCCCACGCUCUGACUGUCAGGAUGCUCCAGCACGUGGAGUUCCCGUUUCUGGUGCUGCUCGUGUCAGGAGGUCAUUCUCUCCUGGCGCUGGCGAGAGGCAUCGACGAUUUCUUACUGUUGGGCCAAACACUAGACGAGGCUCCAGGAGACACUUUGGAUAAGGUGGCGAGACGUCUGUCUCUGGUGAAGCACCCGAAGUGUCACGGUCUGAGCGGCGGACAAGCGAUCGAGGUUUUAGCGAAAGAAGGCGAUCGUCUGCGGUUCGGGUUUAAACCGCCGAUGGGUCAACACUACGACUGCAACUUCUCCUUUGCUGGCAUUCGCAAUCAAGUGGCCAUGGCUAUAAAGAAGAAAGAAAAGCAGGAGGGCAUCGAGCCGGGGCAGUUACUCUCCUGUGUGCAGGACAUCGCUGCAGCAGCGCAGCACACCGUCGCAUCCCACAUCGCCAAACGCACACACAGAGCCGUUUUAUUCUGCAGAGCUCGUGGCCUUUUACCCCAAAACAACCCGACGCUGGUCGUAUCCGGAGGAGUAGCAAGCAAUGAAUACAUCAGAGAGACACUGAGGAUCGUCACUGACGCUACAGACAUUCAGUUACUCUGUCCUCCGGCUAAAUUCUGCACGGAUAACGGAGUGAUGAUCGCAUGGAAUGGUGUGGAGAGAUUAAAGGCGGAAAAAGGGGUUGUGUCACACACUCAGGAGGUCGUCUAUGAGCCCAGAGCUCCUCUGGGCAGAGAUAUCUCUGCUGAGGUGAGGGACGCUACCAUCAAGCUUCCUGCGUUAAAACUCAAGAUAAAAAGCUAGAGUUUUUAGAGGAUUUAACAAUGUACAUUAGUAAAUAAAAUGAGGAAAUAAAGAGUAGAUUGUGCUGUAGCUUGGCUGUGAUGAGUUGUCCUCAGGCUGGAGUCACUGAUCUGAGAACAGUCACAUGUCAUUAUUGAGGCUCAGUGUUUCCAGAUCUAAAGCACAGGAGAACUCUCUGGCGCGAGUCAGGGCUCCAGGAUCGGCCGUCCUGCUCCUGCGGGGAUGCGGCUCCGGAGCCUGGCGGGUUCCAUCAGUGCUGUUGGACGUGUUGCUUCUCUUCUGUGCAUCUGGAAAGAGACGUGAGGAAAUAUAAGACGUGAAAUCUCUAAAGCUAAAGCUCCUUUUAAAUACAAUCAACGAGGAAGUGGUUCAAUUUUAAACACAUGGUCAACUGGGAAUCCUGGAAACGCUCACACGGUGAUCCCUGUAGUACGAUUCAGAAAUAUACGGGUCUUGUGGAUGAACAGAAGGAUCUUCAUUACUGGGACUGAUUUAAAAAUGUUAAAAUGAAGUGAUAAAAUGAGAACAAAGAAACACAAACACCAACUGAAGUGCUUUUCACAGCUGAAAUAUUUCCCCUGGUCCUAGUGAACUCUAAACACACCCCUGGGUUGUAUAGUCUGAGGUUUCACACUGCUCCUACUUUCCCUGGGGUUAACACUGAAUCCUGGUUCUUCAUAAUCUGAGGUUUCACACUGUACUUUCCUAAACUCCGCCUUAACCUUCUUCUAAUUUGCAUAUCUGAAUAUCAACGACCCUGAUUGGAUAAAUCCUCGUGUGAAAUAAAUAAAUAACAGCUAUAACUUUAAAUAACGGCUCGUCUCACACGUUCACAUCAGUUAGCUAAAAGUUCAGGUCUGUGCUUCUGCACCCGAGCAGGUUCUGUUAUCUUUCACAUCUUUCUCAUCUUUCUUGUUCUUUUGAAGUUUGUUCUUCCUCUAAUUUCUCAGCGUGACGUAUUUCCCCCCUCACUUCCAUGAUAUUCAGUGUUUUGCCUCCUGACUCUAUCUACACAGCCGUUUGUGUUCGGUGUUGUUCAGCUACGUCCUGGUUUUCACCUGAUACGAGCUUCAUUUUCUGAUUGUGUUUCUGUUGCUAAGCAACAAGCCAUAACCUUCUAGCAGCGUGUUGUUUCACACUGUACACGUUUGUCACCGUGAUGUGGAGUAAAACACUGAUCCUGCUUCAGAGCAGAGUUUCAUAACCCCAGGAAAAGACAUGUUUCAUAACCCUGCUUCUAUAUACACACGUGUGAAACCUUCAUCUACCCCAGGGGGUAAAAGCAGGGGUUAGACUGAAGAGAACCCGGGGUUAAAGAUCAAUCUGGAUGAGCGUAGAUGUGUCUAAACAAUGGUGAAGUCCUUACGUACCUUUAUUAGAGCGCAGAUGGACAGUUGGUCUGCACUUUGCCUCAAAACUGUACAGAAAAUAAUGUAAAGAGAAAUGUUUAAUGGCUGAAUUGUUUAAAUAAAGAUGUUCAGCUACAAAAACUAAAUGCGAUACAA
Tachysurus vachellii is the source of this 2925-nucleotide messenger RNA. RefSeq names its product O-sialoglycoprotein endopeptidase-like 1 (gene osgepl1). The coding region runs from base 191 to 1420 and encodes 409 amino acids. Gene Ontology annotation, biological process: tRNA threonylcarbamoyladenosine modification. Gene Ontology annotation, cellular component: mitochondrion. Lineage: Eukaryota; Metazoa; Chordata; Actinopteri; Siluriformes; Bagridae. The record is from RefSeq and is a predicted model, not a curated record. The transcript has 7 exons.